Messenger RNA from Podarcis lilfordi (Lilford's wall lizard), 12432 nucleotides. NCBI's taxonomy places the organism in Eukaryota, Metazoa, Chordata, Lepidosauria, Squamata, Lacertidae. The record is from the annotation of a GenBank genome assembly.
CCUUUUUCUGGCACAGCCUCAUCGCGGCAGCGGAGAACCCUGUGGCUGUGGCGCCGGGGCGAGCCGAGAAGUGCCCGUCGGCUUCCCGAGAGCUUAACCCGAGCUGCACCUGGUCCCUCCGGCCAAGCGCCUCUCCCGCGCGCCCUCGCCCUUUCUCGCCUUGCGCCUUUUGUUUUGUUUCGCUCUCGCUUUCCAGGAUGUCGGAGAAGCCCGCCGAGGAGGCUCCGGUGGAGCUGGGGGCCAAGGUGAGGACCAAGCUGGGAUCAAGACCCCGGGGCGAGGGCGCCCAGUGCUCGAUUGCAACGAAGCAGGCGGAUAGGUGCUGGUGGCGGAGCUCGCCCUUGCCCUGCUGCGCUCGGGAUCGAUGGCAGAGAGGGCGCAAGCUGGUUGUGGGGAAACAGUUACGAAGAGAAGACUCGAGGAGGGUGGCGUGCGUGCGCCUUGCUCCCCGCGCCCCCGCGCCCGCCUUUCUUCCGACGCCUUUCCACGCGUCUCCCGAACGACCCGCUUUUCCUUUUCCCCCCCUGGUCCCCUUACAAGCGAGCUGUCGGCUGGGAUCCGGGUCAGGAAAAGAAAACGCACGCCCUUCGACGGGCAGAGAGCGGCGUGCGGGCAUUGCGCUCUCGCCGCCCUCUCGUGCCCGUCACCUUCGCGGCCAAUACGGUGCGCUUGGCUAUCUGGGGCGCGUUUGCUUUCUGCCCAAAGUCUCUAGGGUUUGUGAGAACCGGGGAAGAAUGCACGUGUCAGUUGGGUGCCCCAAGCUGUGCCAAAGGCGGAGAGCUUUUCUUUUCAUCCUAGUGCCAUUAAUCAUCAUGGAGACCGGGCGGGGAGGAGGGGGCGGUCACCUUUCAAACCAUGCGCCCACCUGGGUUGGGUGGGUGAACCCUUAGUGUUAAGAAGGGGGGCACAGUUUUCAACAAGGACGCCGAACCUCCCAUCCGGCGGACUACGAAAACAGACGCCUAAACCGCUUCGCUUUAUUAGGAAACAAAAACAGUGAAGCGGAGACGCGCAGCACAAAGCCAGGAAAAGAUGGAAGGCAAUUAAAGAGCGCGCGCGCGCCGGGAUGUGCGUGCGCCCGCCUGCCUGCCUGCCUGCUUGCUUGCUUGCCAACAUAUGGGUCGUUUUCCCCGCAACCAUGUUUCUUGUCUGCGAAGGCAUCGGACCUUAUGUCUUCGCUUGCUUUGGAGUUCCUGACUUUGUUUUGUGUCCAUGUGCGCGCAAGCUGCGGAGACACGUGUUAUCUCCGCGUCGUGGGAACUGUAGCUUGGGUCUUGCAAGAAGGCUGCCCGCUGCGGGUGAAGCGGGAAAGUAGGUUGCGGGGCAAGGUCACCCCGAAGAGUAAGACAACACAACCUUCGGGAAGCCACGUGACUCCCUAAGAGGGUGGGGGGGGCGGUUAGCGCCGCGUGGGAUUUGCUCCUGGUAUAUUUACGAAUGCUGGAUUGGAAACGUUAAUUGAAGAGGGGGUGGGGAGAGAAGGGAAAGAUUAAACGAGGGAAGCAGUAGGAAUUCAGUGCCGCCAUGCCAUUAAUAGGUCUCUGUCCAGCUUCUUCGCUCUGUUGUAGCAGAAUGGAAGCAGGAACGUGUAAAGCUGCAAUCCUACGCACGUGUACCUGGCAGUAAUUCUGAGUAAACAUGCAAUUUCUCUGCAGGGCAUACCAGGGCAUAGGAUUCUCUGGCCUGCCAGAAAAAAGGGAGAAAAAGAUAAAAGGCAAAGGCAAACAGUACUCAAACUGUGUUCCAGGGAUUGGGACUUGCAUAAUAUUUUUUGAUAGUCAGGCAGUCUCCUCUCCUGCACUGUAGGGAUAGUAAUUGAUUAAAACAACCUUAAGGGCAGCCAGGGACAUGGCCAUAAAUCAAAGUUACAUGCUGCUCAGACUUGCUUCUACAGUACUGUACAUCUCUUUCUCGAUUUGCAUGAGAAAGCUAAAGAUAGUUCCACAGCUUUGAAAAUAGUCUUCCACACAAGACAGGACAGCCUUUCCCCAGAUUUUAGUUAACAUACAAAACCAGGUAUCUAAUUGUGUGCAAUCUUUGCAGAAGCAAAGCCUUGGGGCGCCUUGUUCCCAGGUUCGCCUUAUCUUUGGUAGCAGUGGUUGGAUCACAACACUUCAGUCAGUUUUGUUGUUCUUUUACAUCAUACAAAUUAUGGCCCUGUGAGAUGGUCAGUGACGGGUCUUGCAUACUACAUCACUUAUGGAAGGUUUUAUGGGCUAUUGUCCUUACAUACCAUUCCUAAGAACACAACCCUUCCAGCUGCGAGUUCAAAAAAUGACCAGCGGGAGGAAAAUCUGUCUGUUUUUAUAAGAGAAACCCCAGAACCCCUGUCAGUUACUAUUCAUUAUGCCCCAGGCUUUGGGAGUGGCCAUGGAAAAUGUUUGCCGUUUGUCUUUGUGCAAAAGGAAGAAGCUACUUUUGAUUCUGAAAGCAUAGAAAAAUGGUUCUGGUUAGAGGAUUAGCUAUGGAAAUCUCAGAUGCUGGCUUGACCCUGGAAUGAUCAAUCUGGGUUAGACUACCUCAUAUCUAGGCCAGUGUUCCAUCUUCCUCAGUAGCAGGUUUUAGAAGCCUCGUGCCUGAGUUUUGAAAGCGUAUUAUGCCCUCUAGUGGAACAUUUAUGGGAUCAUUUGUCCUAUAUGGCAACGUUUCUUACCACGGAUGCCUCCUUACAAAGGCUUACCUCUCUCGCACCAUCUAAUUAAGGUUUUUCUACUUUGUAGUCCUGCACAAAGGUGAAGUUGUUUUAGGGCAUAGCUGGGUUUCCACCAGAACUGGUGCAAGGGCUCAGUGUUGGCACAAAUCAAAAAGUGUGCAAAAAGGUGCACAUUUCCACCCUAUAAAACCCUUUAUGGAGAGCAAAAUAAAAAUUCUAGAGUAACCCUGGGAUAUGUUCCCUGCCUUAUGUCCUACUGUCUUUGCCUAUUCUCCUUUCUCAGAGGGCGGUGCAUGUUUAGCAAUCCUAUUUUAAACCUGGUAUGUAAGUUUCUUGCUUGUUAUCUGCACAAAUAACUAAUGGGAUGAUGUUUCAGUAUGUUAAAUUGCACAUUCCCCCGUGUGUGUGUUUUAAAGAAAGCAGCUUAGUGUAGUAUAGUAAUUAAGGCCCCAGGUUCUUAUCUCGUUUCACCCAAGAACAAAACCACUCUUCUCUCAGAUACAACUCUUCAGCCACAACAUGCAGAUAAUAUUGGCUUAUCCUAUCUUACAAGGCUCUGUCAGAAGAAUUUUGGAGAUAAAUAUGAAAUAUCAGAACACUUGUAGGGAACAGACUGCAUAAACAUACUGCUGUUCUUACCUAUAAACAGUCAAUAGCCAAGCAAAAAUCUUAUAUUUCUCCCCCCUAAGGACAGUUACUAGCACAACAUCUGCUAUCUAUUUCAGAGAAUUACUUGUUUGCUGUACACCUGGACACCUCUUGAGACAUCCUAGCCAAAUUUUGCAUGUUGGUUCCUGAGAUAAAGGAGCAGGUUUUCGCCUGUGUUUGGAUACAGUUGGACACCAUUUUGAAUCAAGAUGAUGAACCGAACCUUAACUGCACUGCUUUAAAAGCUGUGCUGAUUCUCUGGGUUUCUUAGCGCUCAGGAGCAACACCAGAUGGGAGGUUGCUGAUAGAUGUAUUAAUAACUAAAGUCAAAUAAGUUGUUGCCCAUGAAAGUCUGGUCUACAUCAUAAGUGCAUUGACCAGCAGUGUAGACAUUUCUGAUUAGACAUCUCUCUCUCUCUUUUUUUUUAAUGAUAUUUAUUAAAAUUUCAAAAGAAAGAGAUCACAUUAAUAAGAAAAUUAACAAUAAAAAGAAAAAUACAAAAUACCAAGUACAAAAAAGAAAAAAACAGUUAAAAACAAUUCCAUCUUUUCAUCACUUCUUUUACGUUUACUUGUUUCCCGGACCUCCUCAUACCUCCCUCUUUUGUAUUCCAAUUCAGUUUGUUAGUCCAGCAAUUCCUUUCCCUCCUUUUUAAUCCUGAUCUUUAAUCUUGAUGUAUUAUAACAUUAAUUUUUUACCUAUUAAAAACCAAUUUUUCCAAUUCUUUUAAACCAUUACUGCUAGAAACCGCUUAACUUCAAUCCGUCAUCAUUCUAACAUUCAUUAAUUUUACAAUAUUUCUGUAAGUAGUCUUUAAAUUUCUUCCAAUCUUCUUCCACCAACUCUUCUCCCUGGUCUCGGAUUCUGCCAGUCAUUUCCGCCAAUUCCAUAUAGUCCAUCAUUUUCAUCUGCCAUUCCUCCAGUGUGGGUAGAUCUCGUGUCUUCUGAUUAGACAUCUCAUGCUAGUCUCUGUAAACGGCAGGGUGAAGUGGGUGUUGAAUUUAAAUCCCAAUCAGUCUCAGCCGGCAAGGGCAAUUGUUCAGGGGAUGAUGAGAAUUGCAGUCCAACACCAUAUGCGAUGGGACGGCUUCCCCAGAAGUUUAAAAAAACAAAACGAGUUCCUUUUUAGAAAGAGCUAAAUUUUUAACUUCCAAAAAUGCUCUCUGAAGGAUCUUAAUGAUGUUCAUAGUGGCAUAUAAACAAACAAACAACAACAAACCCCGGGCAUAGGCAGCCCUAAAAUGAGGUGCUGUGAGGUGGCUGACAGAUUUCAUGCGUAAUAAUAAAUGACUUGGAAGUAAUUUUGUGCAAGCUCCAGUGGAAUGAAUGGGAGCCGCGUGGCAGCAGGCUGGCAGAUUGCGACACAUGUUAAUUAGUGGGAGGAAGCGCCCAUUUGAAUUAUCAGUCUUGGGCACCAAAACGUCAUGGGCCAUAGUUAAAUCACACCAUGACCACUGAAUGUUGGCAAGCCUUCAGAUGGUCUUCCACUGCGAGGCUUCUACAGCUUGAAAAACGUUGCCUAGGUUUCCCUAUUUGUCACAGUGACAAGGCUCUCUUAAUCUCAGUGAUACACUGUGGGCAAUUCUAAAAGGAACAUUUCCUUUUUGAAAUGCUUAAACAUGUCGCCUUUGGUAUUCAGCGAUCUGUUCUCCUAUUGCCAGUAAUCGAGCCACGCCCUCUUCACCGAUUUCAUUAUUUCUGUCUUAUUAUUACGCAAUUCCUGCUUCUUCAUAUUAGCCCUUCUUUACAGCCCCUCUAGUAUUAAGCACACGUAUUUCUCUUCCUGUCUUCCAGGACCUGAAAGAAAAGAAGGAAAAGCAUGAGGAAAAGUCUACCCGCAAAGAAAAAAAGGAGAUAAUAGAGGUAACUGGGCAGAUAUUUGGUCAGGCAUAGGCAAACUCUGCCCUCCAGAUGUUUUGGGACUACAACUCCCAUCAUCCUUGACCACUGGUCCUGUUAGCUAGGGAUGAUGGGAGUUGUAGUCCCUUGCCUAUGCCUGUAUUUGGUUGAGAAGCAGAGAGAGAUGGGAGAGCAUGGCAAGGAAGACAGCAAAGUGAGGGCGUGCACAGGCAAAGGCUUAAAAAAAGAGCCACCAGGGUUUUGGUUUUGCCUCUUCUGACUCUUCACAUAGUUGCCUCAGCCAUGAGUGCUGGUUUCCUCUUGCCAUUUAUCUUGCUUCACCCCUGAUGGUCUUGUUUAUAGCACCAUUUGUACAGCUGUAAUUGAAAAGAUCCUAUGGUGCCUGAUGUUUUUAAAGAUUUAUUCAUUUUUUUCAACCUGCAAAUGCUUCUGAGGAGAGAGGGGAGGCUUCUUCGUGAUGCCAAAAGUGCCAAACUGAGCAGCUCUCUCCACAUGUGCUAUUUUUUUUACGCCCAUAUAGACUUCUCCUAAGAAAAACUGGAAAAAUUAGUACCAUCUAGAGGCAACAGAUUAUCUAGGGGUGCAGGCUGGGGGAAAGCAGAAUAGGCAAAGGAGUGCCUACCAGGAUAUACGGUUGGAUUGAAGGAUUUCCAAGUCCUGCCACUUUGGGGCUCCAACUUGCAGAGAUAGGAAAGGGGAACAGGAUCUGCCCUUUCUCCUCUCCUGAUCCAUCAAAUCAGCAGAAGAGAAAAGGGCUAUCUAUUUGCUGCAGCAGGUUAUCAACCCUGCUCCCCUGAAGGCUGUGGACAACUCUGUGGUCGGCAGACAUGCCAACAAGUGUAGCUUUUCUUUUCUUUUUCUUUUUUCUUUUAAUAAAUUUUAUUUAUUUAUUAUUAUAAAAUACACACAUAUUGCGAAUAUACAAGCAUACAAACAUACAUUUCAUACAAUCCUUAAAUAUAUACAAACAUACCUACAUUCAGUCCCACAGAUAAUUCCUUUUCCCAUCACCAUCCACCACCCCUCACCCCACCUUUGUGUUAGGGAUUGGAAGGUGUUUAAACCAUAUUGAAAAAUCAGAACUCCUAUUAGAAUAAACAAGUUCCAUUUUAAAUACUGAAAUACUAAAUAAGAUGGAUAACAAUGUGUAACAGAAAAAGAAGCAUGAAAUUAGGUUAAAGGUGUGUGAAAGAAAGUAAUAGAAGUGGAAAGAAAUUGCAAUUGAGUAGAUUGGAAGUCUAACACAAAAGUGUAGCUUUUCUUGUGAUGGAGAUCUGCCGGGAAACUGCAUCCACUGGGCGAGGAGGGUCACUUAAUUUUGGGGGCAGGGGCGGGGGUGGAGGAAUCUGCCAUCCAGCAGAGCCCCCGCUGAGGUAGGAGGGGAAAGGUGGCAAUCUUAGCUGCCCUGGAGAAUUAGAAUGUGUGGGGCCAUCAGGCAGAGCUGCUGUCUAGCACUGCAUCCUGCUCCUUAGACAGGUAUUCUGAGACCUACUGGAGAGGUUUAGGUGCUAAGAAUUAGAAAGUGGGGUUCAUACUGACUUCUCUAGGAUGCAAAAAUACCUCUUGUGGAGGGCGGCGGGGAGAGCAAGAAACAGAGGCGGUUUUAGGGUAGUCCGGCCUCCCUGGGUGCCACGCUGCAGGGGGUGCCACAACAGUGCUGUAGAAUGUAGUGUGAGAGGUACGGGAGCGCCAAAUUUUAGCGUCGCCCAGGGCACUGCUGAAAUUUGAAAGCCCAAAGUGUGCCACUGCAGUGAGUGGGUGGCUAUAUAGUCAGUCCCAAGAGGAUGAGCUGGGUUUGCACGACUGCAAGAGUUUCUUGUGCUCUCUGCAUCAACCACAAUAAGAUGAGAUGAAGAAGUCCCUAAAUGAAAAAAAUAAGUCUUAAUGUGGGGUGGCGGUUUCUUUAGUACAGGGGUCAGCAAACGUUUUCAGCAGGGGGCCAGUCCACUGUCCCUCAGACCCUGUGGGGGGCCAGACUAUACUUUUUUUGGGGGGGGGGAAUGAACAAAUUCCUCUGCCCCACAAAUAACCCAGAGAUGGAUUUUAAAUAAAAGCACACAUUCUACUCAUGUAAUAACACGUUUCCUGGACUGUCCGUGGGCCGGAUUUAGAAGGCAAUUGGGCCAGAUCCGGCCCCCGGGCCUUAGUUUGCCUAGCCAUGCUUUAGUACCUAGCUUGAGAAGACCCAUGUUCCAAUCAAUGUUGCAUUCUGUGGCCAAGCAGUUGCUUCUGGGAGAUAGGUACAGAAAUACCUAUUGCUUUUCCUUGCCUCUCCCCUACUUCCCACCCUCCCUCACAGAGCUAAUAAGCUUCAGGAGAUGGGGGUUUAGACUUGGCAAAAGGUUCAGACCCUCUCCCAGAGUACUGCUUUCCUCAUCCUCAAAAUAGCUCUGCAGAAAGACUAAAAUCAAGGGAAAUCCCAGUCACUGAUCUUCUGCAUCACAUCUAAUUUGAAGAUCACAGCUGUUGCUAGUUCUGUUCUCCGUACCUGCUGGGUGAGCACAGCCUUGGUUAGGAGAAGGCUCUCAGCUAAGAGUCCAUGUGUGCUAUGCGCAGAUACUGCUGUCUCCUGAUCAGGGUCAGAUUUGCUGAAUGAACAUCCACACAUCCUAGUGUCAGCCUUUCUCAUGCCCCGACAAGAACCAACGUGGAAGUUCACCCCGAGAGGAGAGCUGUGUUUUGAAUACGAGCAGGGGCUGUGUAAGGAAAACUGGCAAGAGGCGAAUAUGGCCAGAAAUGAAACAGAAUUCUCGUCAUCCUCUGUAAAGAACAGAGACUCAAAGUGUAAAGGGGACAGUGCAGGGAGUUGCUUAAGCCACAACCAGCUCCUCUGAAGAGGAGUAGGGUAUCAGUGUGACAGUAAAUGAAAUAAAUAUAAAUUGAGCAGAAUCAGUCCAGUAUAUCUGAAGGAGCGUCUCCACUCCCAUCGUUCUACCCGGACACUGAGGUCCAGCUCUGAGGGCCUUCUGGCGGUUCCCUCACUGCGAGAAGCCAAGUUACAGGGAACCAGGCAGAGGGCCUUCUCAGUAGUGGCGCCCUCCCUGUGGAACGCCCUCCCACCAGAUGUCAAAGAGAACAACAACUACCAGACUUUUAGAAGACAUCUGAAGGCAGCCCUGUUUAGGGAAGCUUUUAAUGUUUGAUGUAUUACAGUAUUUUAAUAUUUUUUGGAAGCCGCCCAGAGUGGCUGGGGAAGCCCAGCCAGAUGGGUGGGGUAUAAAUAAUAAAAUUAUUAUUAUUAUUAGAAUUGUUGGGCUCUGGAAAGUGGAAAUUAAGACGGGGAUGAGCUUUUGGGAAGGCAGAGCAUGUGCCGGAGACACUGACACAACUGCUGCCUUCUGUGGGUUUGCAUUCUACAGGACGAUGAGAAUGGAGCCGAGGAAGAGGACGAGGAGGAAGACGCAAAUCCUGAGGAUGUGGAUGAUGAUGAGGACGAGGAUGAAGGUGAGAGUGAGCAAACCGCUUGUGAGCUGUGCUAUAAAUGAAUGCUGCCUUCCGUGGCUGGUUGACUGAUCUAACGUGUGUUUCCCCCCCUCCCCUUCUCAAUUCCAAGACGAUGAGAACGAACAGGAGCCAGAUUCGCAUGCAGUGAAGCGAUCUGCGGAGAAGAAGCAGGAAGAGGUUAGUAGAAACGAUGCCAAGGAUGGCAGGAAGGGGGAGAGUUCUGUUCCGCCGAAGAACUAAGGGGACGUAUGAGGAACAAGUCCACCCCAAGGCACUUGGCUUUCUAAGGCACAGAACAAGAUGGUGCUGCCCCCCAGUUCCAAGUACACAACCCAGCUGGAUUGAUAGAUGACCCUGAACAACGCGUAACUCUCAUCUUGCGCCGGGGUUCGGUUGCGGGGGGGGGGGGUCCACGUGUAAACGCAUAAAGGCAGGAAACCUCCCCCCGCCGAACAACCCCACCCCAAGGUGGAGGGCUGCUUAUCCUGUAGCGUGAGAGCUCUGGCCAUGUCUCAAAGCUGGUUAAGCUCACAAUUGCAGCUGUGGGGUGGGGUGGGGUGAAUAAAUACAGUGGUACCUCGGGUUAAGUACUUAAUUUGUUCCGGAGGUCCGUUCUUAACCUGAAACUGUACUUUACCUGAAGCACCACUUUAGCUAAUGGGGCCUCCUGCUGCUGCCGCGCCGCCGGAGCACGAUUUCUGUUCUCAUCCUGAAGCAAAGUUUUUAACCCGAGGUAAUAUUUCUGGGUUAGCGGAGGCUGUAACCUGAAGCGUAUGUAACUUGAAGCGUAUGUAACCCGAGGUACCACUGUAAAUGGAGAACGGGUUUCCUCUGCUCUCCAUUUAUAUAUUAAUUUAUUAAAUCUGGGUGUUUUUGAAGACUGCAAGGCGGUUCGCAACACAAGAACGCAAAAUGAGACCACAAAAUGCACCAUAAAACCAAAACAUACCAAUAACCCCCCGCUCUCCCACGGAUGGAUUUAAAAGGCCAUGGAAUGGUCAAUCAGCCCAAGACCUGGCUGAAAAGGAACACUUUCGCCUGGCGCCUUCAUUAUCUUUAGCUUCCCUGGGGAGAGCAUCGCACAAAUGGAGAACCGCUGUAGAAAAGGCUGGUUCUCAUGUUGCCCCCCCCGACUUCUCGUGGGAGAGGCACCCAAAGCAGGGCCUCAGAUGAUGAUUGCAGGGUCUGGGUGGGUUCAUGUGGGGCGAGGCGAUCCUUGAGGUGUUGUGGUCCUGAGUCCUUGAAGGCUUUUUCUAGGUCAAAGCUGGGCGCUUCUUCUAAGGGCUGAGGCCUUGCCCUCCCAGCGGCUACUCACAGGUAGAUGACAGAACAGCUCUAGGCAAUUUGUAAUGCGAAGUCGGCCAUUAAACAUGUUGCGGCAAGCCAAAGGCACGGCCGUCUGUGAAACGUGAAUUGCUCACUCCCAUUUGGUGGAAGUGAGGUAACGGCACAUCUAUCAUUUAUUUAUGUGAAGCUUUUAGACCCCACCCUUGAGCCGAGCAGGCUCCCAGAGUGGCUUGGGAAGAUCGAUAGCAGACUUGCAAUCUAAAAAGGCAUGACAUACUAGGGAAAAUGAUUGCCGGGGAGGCGGUGGACAAGCUUCCUUAGACACCGGGUUUUAAAGCUGUCAUUCUUAUAAAGCAGUUCUGUCUAGGCAAAUUCUGGCUGUCCGGAAGAACAGCAGCCCCUCCCUGGAAGCACCCAUCCCCCCUGAAACCAAAUUUGGGGGGCUUUGCACUGUGCUUCAGUGCUUUUCCUGAUCCUCAAUUCACCCACAAACUCCCUGCACAGUUUCCUACAGAUCACAUCUCUGCACCUCAGUGCUGCACACACUGGUGUGUCAACGUGCAAAGCUGCUGGUAACGUGCAGACGUGCAAAGCUCGGGAAAUACUACUGCCUCGUUCGAGUCCUUUUGUGAUUAGAGAUAAAACAGGAGAUGCCCACACUGCAGAAGAUAACCUUCAGAGUUCCACAUCUACUCUCAGCCCUGCAUUUGCAUUGCACCACAUGCUAGGGUUUCAGGGCAGAAAACAGCUCAAAUAGCUCAAGUUUUGACCUAGUCCGCUAUAGACAGUGCAGGCUACAAGUGGGUUUCCCCUUCCCUGCCUCUUCAUUGCAUACUGGAAAGAACACUGCCAACAUCUCCUUAACCGCAACUCCCCCAUAGCUGCUGAGGUCCUCUCACAAAUUCCACAAAAACAAGUUAGAGAUGAGCUUGCAGUAUCCCCAAAUCUGGGAGAGUUGUGUACAGGUAUUAACCAAAUGAAAAGCAAGAAAGCCAGUGGGCCUGAUGGGGUACCUUCUGAAAUCUUCAAAGUGGGUGGAAUUGAACUUGCACAACAACUUCACAAGCAUACAGUGGUACCUCAGUUUAAGAACAGUCCGGUUUAAGAACGAUCUGGUUUACGAACUCUGCAAAACUGAAAGCAGUGUCCCGGUUUGAGAACUUUACCUCGGUCUAAGAACAGAAUCUGAACGGUGGAAGGGCACCGGUGGCGGCAGGCCUCAUUAGCGCCUCGGUUUAAGAACGGACUUCUGGAACGGAUUAAGUUCGUAAACCAAGGUACCACAGUACUUGUUCGUUUGUUACAUUUGUGUCCUGCCUUUCCUCCAAGAGUCUCAAGAUGGCGCACGUGGUUCGUCUCUCUAUUUUACCCUCACGGCAACCCUGGGUGCAUGAAAUAUAAGUUCCACUAGGCAGCACAGAAUUUUUUAGGAUUCUCCGAACUCUUGGAGACACAUGGUUUAUGGCUUAUGACUAAAUGCAUCCAUGUUUUUGUUGUUGUUAUUCUUGACAGGACGAAGUGGACCCAAAGAGAAAGAAAACAGAAAACGGCUCUUCAGCUUGAUCUCCUCCCUUCCCCCCCUUCUCCACUAUCUGUACCCCCCCAUCUUCCUUCCUCCACCUGUGCAGGCCCCCACUUCUGUGCUGUAGCCACAGAGGACGAGAAGGGGUCACAAAAGGCUUUCCAACGAGGACAGAGGAAGCUGAAGAUGGCUCUUUCCUAGCCCCGAGAUCUGUUCCAUAUUACAGUGCUCCCUACAGCUGCUGAUUUCUUCCUUUCCCCCCCAUUCGAAUAUCCCCAAUAUCCAGAAACAUUGCCCCCUCCUUCUUCCCAAUCACCCUCUCAAAAUUGCUGCCUAACUGGAGAUCCUCACAUGCCUCUGCUUUUUGAUACAUCUUCUGUAAACUUCUUCUGCCCUGGACAAAUUCCCGCCUCCCCCCCCACCUUCCCCCUUCUUUUCUUUGGCCCCUUACAGAAUUCCACAAAUGCGGUGUGGAAAUUUUAUGGUGCUGAAAUGUUAAAUUGGGUCCAGAGCCUGGGAUGUAAAAGGGGGCAGGGAACCUUGCAGUGAUUUGUUCCUGUGUCCUGUGCCUGGUUCCCUUUCCAUUGCUGGGAAAAGGCAAAUAUAUAAAUAUAUAUAUACAUAUAUAUACACAAUUUAAAUGUGUUUUUAAGUAAAACAUAGACAAGAUUUUCAUUAUUAAUACAUUUUUGUACAAAUUUACAAGGCAGGCAACAAGCUGGAUCUGGUCGACAUUUUUUUCUUCUUCCAGAAGGCGAAGCUUGUUUUUAAAUGUGUAAAGUAAUAAUGUGACUCAGUGUGUGUGUUCCUCAUUUUGGGUUGUUUUUAAAUUAAAAAAAAAUUAGGGACCAAAUUUUGAUUUCUCCCUUGUUCCUUUCAGGGUCUUUAGUUGUUUUUGUUUGUAAAUUAACGCAGACCCAUCUGCAGUAUUUUCUAUGGCACAGACAUUAAGAGGAUGAGAAAUAUAAAUAUAUAUAUUGUUUAGCACUGUAAAUAAAAACCUUUCAAAAAGAUUUC